AUGAUUCUGUUGCCCCCGGGCACCUGUUUACUGCAGCGUACCUGGGGUUCGAUCCUGGCAUAUCGGGUAUUUGGCCGGAGGGUGGCCGACUUCGGUUUUGUUACGAUCAAUAACAAGCCUGCUCUUCGUGCCUUCCAGGACGUUUUGGAUGCCCCCCAUGGUCAAUUGUAUGGGGAUCAUGUCAUUCUAAAUGAUCGGUACGAGACGCAGAGAGUCCUGGGAGCCGCAUCGCAUCGUCUGUUAUCUUGCCAUGAAUUCCAUGUCGUGAACAAUGGUUCAUCGGUGUUGAUUGAAACGCCCGUGUAUAUCCCAGCUGACCUCUCGGCGUAUGGAGGCGACGAAGAGCAUACCUGGAUCGUAACGAAUGGCUUUCAAGAGCUAGACAUAGAGACCAUGGAGCUCCUCUUUAAAUGGUAUAGCCUAGAUCAUGCCAAUCCCAAGUAUCGUCUCAUCUUACAUGGCACUCCUGCAGACAGUAAAUUCCCUCUCGCCAACGACGGUGUAUUCAGUGGCCUCUCCUCCGCGGAUGCGUGGAAUUACUUCCACAUCAACAGCGUGGACAAGGAUGACGAAGGUAAUUAUGUGAUUUCCGGGCGUAACUAUGCCGUGAUAUUCAAGAUCAACGGCACGGACGGCAGCGUGAUUUGGCAAUUGGGUGACGAGCACGGGUCGACCUUUGACAUCCCGCUCGAUGUGGAAUUUGGCUAUCAACACCGCGCUCGAUUUCGGUACCGCUCUCCCGAUGGCACGAUUGAUCACAUCUCCUUCUUUGACAAUGCCAGACCCAGUGUGCCUGGCCACGUCUUGAAUCCCUUCUCCCGACCACGCUUCGUGGAAUUGAACCACACGGCGGGGACUGCGAAAACCCUGCAUACUUACCCGGCCCUAGAUCAAUUCGCGGAGAAUGGAACUGUUCUAUUCCCUGCAUAUCUGGACUCACGCCCACAGGUCAAUGUCCAGAGCUACCGGGGAUUCCACAGUGAAUGGAAGGGCUCCUCUCGCGAGGAACCUGCGGUGGUGGCGUUGCUGGAUCAUAACAAUAAACUUCGGGUUUUUGUUUCCUGGAAUGGCGAGACACAGGCGGCCGCUUGGAAUUUCUACCUCGUUCGCGACCAGGACAGUCGAAGAGAUAUAGAACCCAUGGGCUCGUCCAACCGGACCAGCUUUGAAACCAGUUUUGAGGCCACUCUCGUACACUCGGAUCAUGAGAAACUCUCCGUCAUAGCGGAGGCGUUGGAUUUUAGUGAUCUUACUACUCAUGGCCAUGAGUGUAAAACCUCUCUAGUCGUUGAUUCUAACGGCUCUGAAUCGCACCAAGAAGCCCAAGAAGAUUGGACCAAAAAGCAGGAGGCGCGCGCCCGCCGCAAAGUUGAUUCCACUAUCCUACUGAUUCUUGCCCUUGCAUUCUUUGCACUUCAGAUCGACCGAGGCAACAUUAGCGCCGUCCUAAUAUCAACCGUCACCGAAGACUUACAUAUUACCACUGAUCAGAUUAAUGUUGGAACUCAACUCCUUUCUGCCGGAAUUGUCAUCAUGGAGAUCCCAUCCAAUAUUCAUUUGCACAAAGUUGGACCAAAAACCUGGCUUUCCUUUCAACUUCUCGCAUGUGGGCUUGUCGCUACUUUCCAGGCUUUCGUAUCGAGUUAUUCCGCAUUUCUUGCCACUCGUCUGUUACUCGGUCUCCUUGAAGGUGGUUAUAUUCCAGCUGAGGGCUUGAUGACCACCGUGAUAAGUCUGAUAUUUCUGCUCCUGCUGCCCUCCAAGGUCGGGGACGGACGCCCGCUCUUCGACAUAGGUGGGUGGAGCUAUUUCUCCGAACGAGAAUCGUAUAUCAUCAAAGCCCGGGUUGCCAAGGAGUCAGCCAACCAAGGGGCCGACAAGGUGAAGCUGAGCGGGAAGGAUAUCUGGCACACCGUGCGCCAGCCGAGUAUUAUCCAGCACUGCGUUAUGACCUUGGUCUCGAUGACAGCACUUUCCGGUUUGACAUAA
Molecule: messenger RNA, 1989 nt
Organism: Aspergillus affinis
Lineage: Eukaryota; Fungi; Ascomycota; Eurotiomycetes; Eurotiales; Aspergillaceae
Exons: 8
Coding region: 1-1989 (662 amino acids)
Biological process (GO): transmembrane transport
Molecular function (GO): transmembrane transporter activity
Source: RefSeq, a predicted model, not a curated record